UUUUCAGAUGAAAUAAAUUGUUUGUAUUUUAAGAUUUACAGCAAUACUCUUUCAUGAUUUGGUUAUGAUUUGAUCGUUAAAUGAUCGUAAGCUGAGAAUGGCUGCUUCUAAUGGAUUAGUUCCCCAUUUAGCCUCCAGCUAUAUGCAGUUGGCGGUCACCUUAGAUCACGCAGACUUAAACACGACAGGACUGCUUAAACCAGAUCCUUAUGUAGAGAUAAUCGUCGACGGUAAACCGCCGAAAAAGACUGAAAUAUAUAAAAGUUCUUAUCACCCAAAAUGGCAGGCUGAGAUAUCUGUGAUUGUGACGGCGUACAGUAAACUAGUGUUUAGAGUAUAUAAUCACAGCACUUUUAAGAAAGAUUCAUUGCUAGGAAAUUGUUCGUUAGACCUGUAUUCUGUAUUAAAGCAGAAUAAUGGGAAAUGUGAUAAUUUCGAGCUCGCCCUGGACCUCAAGUCACGUGACAAGAACGUGACGAGCAGUAGCGAGGUUAAUGUUGGUAUUCUGUUCAUGAAGCUGAGCGGGGUUCAUGUAAAUAUGGAUAAUCUAGCUCGAAGUCCAGGUCCUCCAACCCAUACAGUCCACUCUAGUCCGGAGGAAUCAAAUCUAACCUCCUUCUCAACUUCAACUAGUCCAAUACCUUCACCAGCUCACAGAGAUGAUGAAGACUGUGAAGGGGGGAGGAGUCAGUCCGCCCCCAGCGAUAAUCCUGUUGUUAACCCUAGAUCUAAACUACCAGCUAUUUGUAAAAGCAGAUCUGGUGGAAGCAGUUUAUCUUCGGCUGGGAAUCAUACUGCUGCUAGCAAUGGUCAACUACCUCCCCUUCCCACUCCAUAUUCUUCUCAAGUCCCUGAAAACCAUUCCUCCGGAUCCCGACACCUCAACUUACCUCCUAUAUCAGAUAUUCAGAGAUCCAUGGUUUCUCAACCAUCUCAGGGUAUACAUCCACAACAACCGCAGGACGCAUCAGGAACACCUGGAGGUACAGUUGCAGUGGCGGGGGGAGCAGUACCUGGAGCUCCAGGAGUAGUAGGAGCUCCUGUACCAGAGGAACCUCUUCCUCCAGGAUGGGAGAUGAGAUUUGACUCUUACGGACGCAAAUACUAUGUAGAUCAUAAUACAAGAUCAACUACCUGGGAGAGACCCCAGCCCCUGCCACCAGGCUGGGAGAUGAGAAGAGAUCAAAGAUCUAGAGUUUACUAUGUUGAUCAUAACACUAGGCAAACCACGUGGCAGAGACCAAACACACAUAGACUACAGCAGAUGGCAAACUGGCAGGGAGAACGAGCACGAGUAAUGCAAAUGAAGAAUCAAAGAUUCCUGUUUCCAGAUCAGCAGCGAACAGCAGAGGAUGAUCCAUUAGGCCCUCUACCGGACGGUUGGGAGAAGCGGGUUGAACCGAAUGGUCGAGUUUAUUUUGUAAAUCAUAAGAACCGGACAACACAGUGGGAGGAUCCUCGGACCCAGGGACAGCUUCAUGAAGAACCUCUUCCUAAUGGUUGGGAGAUGAGGUUUACGGAGGAUGGAGUUAGAUAUUUUGUGGAUCAUAAUACAAGGACAACUACGUUUGAUGAUCCAAGGCCGGGAGCUACUAAACAAGGACCGAAGGGUGCCUACGGUGUCCCGGCUCAGUACGAACGUUCGUUCCGAUGGAAGCUGAACCAAUUCCGAUAUCUCUGCCAAUCCAACGGUUUACCCUCCCAUAUCAAACUUACAGUUUCCCGGCCAACUCUGUUUGAGGAUUCCUUCCAUCAGCUGAUGCGUUUACCGGCAUACGAACUUCGUCGACGAUUAUACAUUAUCUUCAAGGGUGAAGAGGGUCUGGAUUAUGGAGGAGUUUCUAGAGAAUGGUUUUUCACAGUUUCUCACGAGGUGCUGAAUCCUAUGUACUGUUUGUUUGAGUACGCGAAUAAGAACAAUUAUAGUUUACAGAUUAAUCCAGCCUCAUAUGUUAAUCCUGAUCAUCUUCAUUACUUCAAGUUUGUAGGACGGUUUAUCGCUAUGGCAAUGUACCACGGGAAGUUUAUCUACAGCGGAUUUACGAUGCCUUUCUAUAAGAGGAUGUUGAAUAGAAAACUUACUAUGAAGGAUAUAGAGAGUAUAGACCCUGAGUUCUAUAAUUCUCUAGUUUGGAUCAAGGAUAAUAAUCUUGAGGAGUGUGGAUUAGAGAUGUUCUUCUCAGUUGAUUUUGAACUGCUUGGUGAGAUUAAACCACAUAAUCUGAAACCAGAUGGAGCUGAUAUCAUGGUUAAUGAAGAAAACAAGGAGGAAUACCUAGAGUUAGUUACAGAGUGGAGAAUGACAAGAGGAAUAGAAGAACAGACUAAAGCAUUCCUUGAUGGAUUUAAUGAGGUUGUUCCUCUGGAAUGGUUGCAGUACUUUGAUGAACGUGAACUUGAGCUUAUUAUCUGUGGUAUGCAAAAUAUUGAUGUGGAGGAUUGGCAGAAGAAUACAAUAUACCGCCACUACACAAAGACAAGUAAACAGGUUCAAUGGUUCUGGGCUUAUGUCAAGGCGAUGGAUAAUGAAACAAGGUCCCGUCUUCUUCAGUUUGUGUGUGGGACCUGCCGGGUCCCUGUAGGUGGAUUUGGGGAACUCAUGGGAUCCAAUGGCCCUCAA
This is a messenger RNA of Eurytemora carolleeae, 2620 nucleotides long. RefSeq names its product E3 ubiquitin-protein ligase Su(dx) (gene Su(dx)). The annotation marks the transcript as partial. The record is from RefSeq and is a predicted model, not a curated record. NCBI's taxonomy places the organism in Eukaryota, Metazoa, Arthropoda, Copepoda, Calanoida, Temoridae. The transcript is spliced from 23 exons. Gene Ontology annotation, molecular function: protein binding; ubiquitin protein ligase activity. Gene Ontology annotation, biological process: ubiquitin-dependent protein catabolic process.